UUUUUUUAACAGAUUCAUUAGGAUUAUAGUUAAUACAAAAGCUGCAGAAAAUGAAGAUCACGCCUGUUGUGCUUCUUUACUGCUGCAUAAUAGCAAAAACUCUACAGUUUGGAAAUUUUAACUACAAGGAAGAUUUUGAUAAAAAUCUCGAGAAAGAAUAUCUUCGAAAUUUUCUGAAUGAUAAAAACGAUUUUGACGACGAAGAAGAUUUUGAACCAGACCUUGAAACAAAUUUUGAAGCCAUAUUCGAGGAUGAUUUCGAGCCUGAUUAUGAAAAAGAUCUGACGGACCCAUUCAUUCGUUUUUGUAAAACGUUCAAGUUAUGCGAGAAAGAGGGGCAUGGAUUCAAAAUUGGAUGUGCUGGGUUUGAGAUGAAUUAUGUGAACAGAAGAAAUUCAUUCCCUAAAGUCUAUAAGAGAAGAGCUGGAAGAUGGUGCGUCAAUUGUCAAGAGAGAUGCAGAAGACAUAUAAUACGUACUCCUUGAAGCAGAUUUGGUGAUGAUUUACGUCAAUGUCAGUAACCGGAAGAUAAAAUAGAAAUAGAUUUAAACUAUGAUGUUUUUUUUUUUAUUUUUAUUUCCGCCCAAACGCUGAUCAAUGAAACAGUGUGCUCAAAUAAAUAAAAUGCUUCCCAAAUUUAAAAGACAACUAACUCGUGAUGUAUUAAUUCACCAGCAACAUGUAACCAAGAUUAUGCUAAUCAUGAACAGGGAAUCAGACAAGAUACCGUGUUUCCCCGAAAAUAAGACAGUGUGUUAUUUCAAUUUUCUUUCGAAAAAUACCAUUAGGGUUUAUUUUCGCAUAAUCGUAUAAUUUUAUUUAUCCAAAACAAAAUUAGAAAUUACAGAAUUGGGGGAUUUUCAAUUAUAAAAAAUAUUGAAACCGAUAUCCAUUUACUUAAAUGACACGUUUUCCUCCCUCACGCGUUUUAGAUUAAUCAUUUAUAACGUGUCGUAUGGGAAAGAUUUCUUGCUAUCGACCAGGUAAAAAAAAUUGCGUCAUUGACUAGGUCAAGGGGGGGGGCUUAUAUUAAAAUUAUUCCUAAAAUUCAGGCUAGGUCUUAUUUUCAGGGUAGGUCUUAUUUUGGGGGAAACACGGUAUGUUCCAAUGCAUUAUUCAAAGAACUAGAAGGAUUUUCAUCCGUCUUGCGCGUUCGGAAACUUUAAAUAAAAAAGUCAACAUUGACUUUUUCACCCCAUCCUAUUCCCUUUUCCUUAUAAUUGCGUAUAUAUAUCGAGAAGUGGAACUAUAAUACCUUUCAUAAAUCAGUAAUUAGCCAAUUUUUGUUACUGAUUAUUUGCUCAUUUUAAACAUCUGAAUAACGCGGUCAAUUAAUCUAAAAAGUCAUUGAUGUUUAUUCAAAUGAUAAUCCUCAUUUUAGCAGUAAUCUAAUAGACCUAAAUUAAGGAUAUUUGGAAGAAUCGUUGUAAUGGCCCCAAAAGUUAUUCCCUCGAAUGCGUUCAUUUUAUGAAACUGUAGAAGAAGUAUCAAAUGCAAUGCUAUUCUAAUAGUCGGAUUAUUAACUUUUUACAAUCUAUGAGUUUUCUACUGAGCUUUCGGCCUUAUAAAAAGUUUACGAUUUAACAUGUUAUAUAUAUAUGAACAAG
Molecule: messenger RNA, 1607 nt
Organism: Styela clava
Lineage: Eukaryota; Metazoa; Chordata; Ascidiacea; Stolidobranchia; Styelidae
Source: RefSeq, a predicted model, not a curated record